UCUUCUGCUUCCUACCCAUAAAUAAAUAGUCAGACAAAUAGAAAAGAAGAAGAAAAUGCAAGGUAUAUGGGUGUCACUGAAGCAGAGUGUUGUUCAUUGCAAGGGUAAAGCAGCAACUGAUGUAAUUAUGAACCAUAAGAAAGACCACAUUAAUUACUUCAUAUCCAAAUCCAAAUCCAAAUCCAACACCUCUACCUAUACCACAUUAAGCCCAAAUUGUGCUCCCUAUGACGGCUAUUCAUACACUGAGUUAAAUGUAGGAGACUCACCCAGGAAUGUGAUUGAAAGAAUCAUCAUAUCCACAUCAACAACAAAAUACAAUUCCAGUCAAAAAAAGAGAAACAUAGCAAAAGUCCUUAAGGUAAACCUCUCAACACAGAUGGUGGCAAGUUUUGAAAAGUACAGGGAGGAAGUGAAAGGGAAAACAUUCCCCCGACGAGGAGGAGAAGAAGGAUACACUACUGAGCAGCGGCAUCCAAGGAUCAUGGUGGAUGGGAAUGAGUUAUUACUAUUCUAUGGCACGACUACCAACUGCUCUUCUUUCAGUUCAAUUUCUUUAUCCAACCUCUGUAAUGACCCUCAUUGUCAAGUCUGCCGCACUAUUCAAUCUGGUUUCAAGACCAAUUAUGAUCUUACAACUCAGGGAAUUCGAUUGAAUACAACCAGUUGGGAAUCCCCUACCCAGAAUGUUGACCACAAGCUAAAAAAUAAUCAUAACACUAAACGGGCAGUUAUAGUUUGUCGCACCAUAGCAGGACAAAUCGGUGAUGGAGGAGGAGAUUUCAACAAGGACUAUGAUUCGGUUGUAAUUAGGGGAGCUGCUCCCAACCCAGAGUCCUUCAUUGUGAAAAACCCAAAUGCCAUCAUUCCUUGUUUCGUUGUUGUUUUCAACUGACAGUUUAUUUAUUAUUAUAGUUCACGCUGCCUAAUAUUAAUUUCAAUCUUUCAA
This is a messenger RNA of Impatiens glandulifera, 949 nucleotides long. RefSeq lists its product as uncharacterized. NCBI's taxonomy places the organism in Eukaryota, Viridiplantae, Streptophyta, Magnoliopsida, Ericales, Balsaminaceae. The record is from RefSeq and is a predicted model, not a curated record. The coding region runs from base 56 to 895 and encodes 279 amino acids. The transcript has 2 exons.